AUGUUGCCCACCAACGUUAUGUCCUUCGUCAAGAAGAUGGUGACGACUCAGGGGGACACCAGCGGCCAGGGUUCCGACAGUCCGGAGGACGGUAGCAAGGCGUUCAGCAAACUGCGUCAGCUGGGUAACGAACUCAUAACGGCAACUGGAAACGUGACGAAGCUGUCGCCCGCGAAGAUGACACCCACGGAGGACUGCCAGGCGAAGGAGGCCGAGACGAAACCGGAACCCGGCAGACCGGCCAGCAGGGCCGGUGCUUGUAGGGUGUGUCUCAAGCCUUUCAAGCCGGAGGACUUUUCCCGCACCUGCUACGAGUGCAGAUUUAAGGUCUGCGAGGACUGCGCCUCCUAUUCCGAACCAACGGACUCGGAGGACCCGAGUAAGUGGAGAUGCAGCGUCUGCCGGAGGAAGCUGGCGUCGAGGGGUCAGCCCGUCGUGGCGCAGGAGUCGACGGAGUCGCUGCUGGACGUCCCGGUCUUGGAGGCGCUGCAGAGACGACACAGCGAGGCCAGGCUGAACUGCCAGGCGAAAGGGCUGGGAACGGGGCUGGCGCCCCCCAGGAGUCCGGACAUCCGGAGGCACUCGGACUUCUCGCCUGCGAGCCUGAAGGAGCUCGAGAAGUUUCGAAAGGUUGCAGGGGAACGCCGGGAGGAGCUGAGAUGGGAGCGGGAGUUAGAGUGGAGGAGCAGAUCCAGGGGUGGGUCUCCAGACCGCCGCCAGAGCGACAGGGGGCGAGCCGGCAGUCCGCAGAGGGGCUCCAAGUCGUCCAAGCCUGAUGCAGAAGCGGAGGCGCCGGGAGACGCAGCGGAGGAGGACGCCGAGCGGUGGCGGCGCUCGAGGACGGCCGCGGCGCCGGGACCGGGGGCAUCCCCGGCGAACUGCUCGACGCGCCGGAAGUCCACGGUCACCAGGCAGCGAUCCUACGAUGACGAGCACAAAGCCGCAGGAGGCGGCGACCCCGACCAGGCGGUGCGACAGGAGUCGGGCCUGGGACUUCCGGGACAGCUCUCGAGACGAGCCUCGGCCUACGACGUCUACGCCCUGCCAGUCGCUGCCAACCAGGGUAGGUUAUCUUUUUCUUCAUUUCUUUAUUUUAAUUUCUCCACCUAUGACGCCGGUCGGCCGCGUCCAGGGUCGCGCGAGUCUGCCGCCGAGGAGAGACCCUGCAGAGACGUCGGUCGCAGGGCGUCCUUCCGGGCCGUCAAGCCGCUCCUCCCCUACGAGAUGGUCUCCGACCAGGAGAAGGUCAUCGAUUUGGACGCCCCUUCGCCAGCGGAGGCGAGCCCGGCGCCGCAGCCACCCCCUGAAGAGGAGAAACGACUCAGGCGAAGAGUAUCACAACUGCCGGAUAUCGGCGCGAUGAGAGCUCUACCUUCGGUCCCGGGGGUCACGAAACCUCCACCCACUGCCAUGGGCAGAGUCGCCGUAGACGACCGCGACUUGCCUCGGCAGGGGAGUCUCGUCGACGGGGAGGGAAUUAAGAUCGUUAUCCACGACGUCGACAGUGACCACGGGUCGAGGACCAGUUCAGCGAGGAGAGUCGUCCUGAGGAAGGAGACGGUAAUGGACGACGUCCAGAGAAGAGGCUUCGGGAUGAGGGUGGUCGGCGGGAAGAGAGGAUCCAACGGGCGCACAUAUGCCCGCGUCGUUUGGACGGUGCCUGGAGGACCAGCGGAGAAGGCCGGACUGCAAUAUGGAGACCGAGUGCUGAAAUGGGGCGGGGUGUCGCUUACGGACCGAAGCUUCGACGAGGUCUCCCAGAUCGUCGAGCGCACCGGCGACACGGUGGAGGUCAUGGUGGAGCACACCUCGGACCCGGUGACCGAUCCGCUGGACGAGCCGGGAACGGUGCCACCCUCGGGCAAGCCGGGCUCCCUCGGCCUGCAGCUAGAAUCGGAUACGGACAAAACGCCCACCUCGCCGACGCGCAGGAAACUACCAAAGACGCCGGAACAGAUCGCCAGGGAGCGGCAGAUCACCGGCCGCGUGCAGAUCCAGGUGUGGUACGAGGCGGAGCGCAAGGAGCUGGUGGUCUCCAUCCUGGCGGCGGAUGACCUGUCGCCCAGAGAGGACACCGGCUACGGGACCGCCCCGGAAGCCUACGCGAAGCUCCUCCUGGUCCCGUCCUGCGGGGAGCGCAACACCGUGGAGACGAGCGUGGCCGAGCCCACCAAGAACCCCAUCUGGAACGCCACCCUGAAUUUCUCCGGGGUGCCGGCCGACGAGCUCAUGACUCGCAAGAUCGAAGUAACGCUGUGGGACGAUUGCCCCGACAAGGACAACGUCUUCCUGGGGGAGUGCACCGUGGAGCUGAAGACGGCCCUGCUCGACGACGGAGCGAUCUGGUACCGGCUGGAGGACCCUCGAGGAUUUCGCAUGGGGAAGUCGCCCCACUGCUCACCUAGAGGGUCCUUCUCCCAGGAGGUGGCCCAGCGGCUGCUGCGGCGGGUGGAGCCGCGCGACCGGGACCGCGAGCGGGAGCGCAGCCUGAGCGAGGACACCCCCAGCGAGAGCGGAAGUCCCGAGCCCUACUUCCUGCACCCGGACCACGCGUGGCACGCCAACUCGAGACGCGGUUCCAGCCAGUCGGAGCAGCUGGAGGUCGAGCCGUACGAGCUCAGCAAGGACUACAGCCGGUCCCUACCGGGUAGCCGGCGCAGCAGCUUCCAGAGCCAGGGUGGGACCGACAGCAAACGCGGCAGCGUGACCGAGGUGGACGCGGCGCCGAUCGUGGUGCACCACCACAACCGAGACCGGCGACGCAGUUCCUGUGCCCGACCCAUCAAGGUCGAGCUCGCGCGCACCCUGAGUCUGUCCUCGGAGAAGAGGCGCGGCAGCCGGCGGGGUGAGCGCAAAGACGGUGUUUUGGAUAUGUCGGAGAGGUUCUUCGAUCGGAACAGCGAAUCCGACGAGGACGACAGAUGGAGCCAGCCUGUGAGGAGCGAGAACGGUGUUCAUGCGAGACUGGGACCUGGCCAGGUGAGGCCGAAGGGGAUCAAGAUCAUAGGAGGAGUGAUGCAGGGCGAGAUUCAGCUGGGGUUUUCUUUCGACAAGGGUACGCUCGAGGUGGAGGUGAUUUGCGCUAGAGGGAUCUGUCCCGGCGAACGGGAGAAACCAGACACCUACGUCAAGACGUAUCUGCUGGAUGGAGAACGUUGGUUGCUGAAACGCAAGACCCGGGUCUAUCGGCAGUCGACGGAACCGCAGUACAGGCAGACGAUCAAGUACGGCCGUUGCGACGCCUUCGGGCGGAACCUGCUGGUAAUGCUCUGGGAGAGGAACCUAGGCUUCGAGAGCAACCAAGGCCUCGGAGGAGCCGAGAUCGACCUGGGCCUGCUGCCGCAGUCUCGGCACACAGUCGGCUGGUACCCUCUCUUUCCCAUCCACGCCCUGGGCUCCCACUCGCACGCGGACUCGCCCUGAUGGUUGCGGCGAAAUCGAGUCUUCGACGCCGGGGAGCUCGAUUUCAGACUCAGUCUCCUGCCGAAGGGCG
Molecule: messenger RNA, 3493 nt
Organism: Orussus abietinus
Lineage: Eukaryota; Metazoa; Arthropoda; Insecta; Hymenoptera; Orussidae
Gene: Fife
Product: regulating synaptic membrane exocytosis protein 1
Exons: 22
Coding region: 1-3423 (1140 amino acids)
Biological process (GO): regulation of membrane potential; regulation of synaptic plasticity; positive regulation of synaptic transmission
Cellular component (GO): presynaptic membrane; cytoskeleton of presynaptic active zone
Molecular function (GO): small GTPase binding; transmembrane transporter binding
Source: RefSeq, a predicted model, not a curated record